This is a messenger RNA of Serendipita indica DSM 11827, 1363 nucleotides long. NCBI's taxonomy places the organism in Eukaryota, Fungi, Basidiomycota, Agaricomycetes, Sebacinales, Serendipitaceae. The record is from the annotation of a GenBank genome assembly.
AUGGAGGGCUUAGAUAUGUAUAAGGGCACUCUCAAGGUGACAAAAGGGCUCGAACAGAGAUACCGAGGACUUCCAGAAGCACUUCGUGGACAUACAGAAGUGGUCGAGACAGUCGCAUUUUCACCAGACGGCUCGCGAAUCGUCUCUGGGUCGUGGGAUCAGACAAUUCGACUAUGGGAUGCGGAGACUGGCCAGUCGUUGGGAGAGCCACCCGAGGCCACACAGGCCCGGUCACCGCCGUCGCAUUUCACCAGACGGCUCGCGAGUCGUCUCUGGCGCGGUCACCGCCUCGCAUUCUCACCAGAUGGUUCGCGAGUCGCUUUUGGAUUACAAGACGAUACGAUUCCACUAUGGGAUACCGAGACUGGCCAGUCGUUGGGAGAUCCACUUCGAGGCCACACAGGCGAGGUCAGCGCCGUCGCAUUCUCACCAGACGGCUCGCGAAUCGUCUCUGGCAGGGAUGAUAAUACAAUUCGGCUAUGGCGGAGACUGGCCAGUCGUUGGGAGAGCCACUUCGAGGCCACACAGGCGAGACGGCUCGCGAAUCGUCUUCGGUCGGAUGAUCAGACGAUUCGACUAUGGAAUGCAGAGACUCCAGUCGUUGGGAGAGCCACUUCGAGGCCACACAGGCGAGGUUUCAGGGCCGUCGCAUUCUCACCAGACGGCUCGCGAAUCGUCUCUGGGUCAUGGGAUAAUACGAUCGACUAUGGAAUGCGGAGACUGGCCAGUCGUCGGGAGAGCCACUUGAGGCACACAGGCGAGGUCAGCGCCGUCGCAUUCUCACCAGACGGCUCGCGAAUCGCGUCUGGCGGAAAUGAUGAAACGAUUCGACUAUGGGAUGUAGAUACUGGCCAGUUACUGGGAAAGCCAUUUCAAGGACAUACAGACUCCGUCACUGCCGUCGCCUUCUCACCAGACGGCUCGCGAAUUGUUUCCGGCUCACAUGAUGACACGAUUCGUCUAUGGGAUGUGGAGACUGGUCAAGCGCAGGGAGAGCCACUUCGAGGACACACAGCCUCCGUCCAAACCGUUAUUUUCUCACCAGACGGCUCGCGAAUCGUCUCGGGCUCGGGAUCACACAUUCGGCUAUUGGAUGCAGAGACUGGCCAGUCGUUGGGAGAGCCACUUCGAGGCCACACAGGCGAGGUCAGGGCCGUCGCAUUCUCACCAGACGGCUCGCGAAUCGUCUCGGGCUCGGCCGAUAACAAGAUUCUACUAUGGAAUGCGGAGACUGGCCAGUCGUCGGGAGAGCCACUCCGAGGCCACAGUGGUGUGGUCAACGCCGUCGCAUUCUCGCAAGAUAGCUUCCUAAUUAUGACCGGCUCUGCAGACUCCACAGUUAGACUGAGUGACACCGCGUUCA